GUACAUUCCUUUUCCGACCCCCCGAGUCUGCAACAGGCUUUUUGCUCAUUGUCUCUCUGUGUCUGUCUCCGGGCUAUGGAGUUCUCAGAGCUCAUUAAAACAUCGAAAGUUGACCAUGUGCUGCUCUCUCGGCCGUUCCUGCCGCCUGUGAAAGGCACUUUGUGCAUAACCAGCCACCAUCUGCUGCUCUCCUCCAGGGCUGGCGACAAAGAGGAACUUUGGCUGUUACUGAGGAAUAUAGAUGCCAUCGAAAAGAGUGUGCAGAACAUAAGUGGAUACCAAAGCAUCAAAUGUGUAAAUCAGCAGAAUGGAGACAGAUAUACAGGGUCUUCAGGGAUAAUAACUAUUAAAUGUAAAGACUUGUGUGUUAUGUACCUGGAGAUACCAGGAAUGGAAGAAUGCUUGAACGUUGCCAAGUCCAUUGAGUCUCUGUCUUCUCUGGAAUCUAUCAGACACAUGUACCCCUUCUUCUAUCGGCCAAAGGAACCGAACCUUCAGGAAGGCUGGAACUUAUUUACUCCUGAAGAACAGUUUACUAAGUUGUCUUUAUAUACCGAUAAUUGGAGACUCAGUUAUGUGAACAAAGAGUUUGCCGUGUGUUUGAGUUACCCUGAGGCAGUGAUUGUUCACAAGUCUGUUGAUGAUGCAGCUCUAAAGACCAUAGCCUGCUUUCGUCAAAGUGGACGCUUUCCAGUCCUGAGUUAUCACCACAAGAGGACUGGAAUGGUGAUAAUGCGGAGUAGUCAGCCACUGACUGGAGCCAAUGGCAAGAGAUGUAAAGAGGAUGAACAAUACCUGGCUGCUGUUCUCCACCCUGAUAAGAAAGGUUAUAUCAUUGAUACCAGAUCCACACAAGCUGCCCAUCAGGCAAAGGUGAAAGGUGGUGGCUUUGAAUCUAAAACUAAAUACCACAAUUGGAAAAGACUGCACAGGUCAAUAGAGAGGGGCAGAGUUCUUCAGGAAAGCCUGAUUAAAUUAGUCGAUGCUUGUAAUGACCAAUCCAAUAGCAUUGACAGGUGGCUUAGUAAACUGGAGGCUUCUAAAUGGCUGAGCCAUGUUAAAACUGUAUUGACUAUCGCGUGUCUGGCUGCACAGUGUGUUGACAGAGAAGGAAUGUCUGUCCUGAUCCAUGACUCUGAGGGGAGAGACUCCACCCUCCAGCUCACAUCGCUGGCACAAAUCAUUCUGGAUCCAGACUGUCGAACCAUUGAUGGUUUCCAAGCACUUAUCGAGAGGGAAUGGUUACAGGCAGGACAUCCUUUCCAACACCGCUGUGCCAGUUCAGCGUAUUCACAUGCCAAGCCGAAACAAGAAGCACCCGUCUUCCUCAUCUUCCUGGAUUGCUGCUGGCAGAUGAUCAGCCAGUUCCCUUGCUCGUUCCAGUUUAAUGAGCACUUCCUGAUCACAUUGUUUGAACAUGCCUAUGCAUCCUGCUUUGGGACAUUCCUGUGUAAUAAUGAAAAGGAACGGUUUACACUGAAUGUGAAGGAACAGACCAUUUCAAUUUGGAGUCGGAUGAACAGACCUUGUGAGCGAAAGCAAUACAUGAAUCCUCUGUACGAAAGAAACAACCUCGCCAUCUGGCCUUCUGUUGCUCCACAGAGUUUGCAGCUUUGGCAAGGGUUGUUCCUGAGAUGGAAUCGAUCACUAGAGCAUCAGAACGAGGCAUGGGAGCAGAUUCAUCACAUAAUGGAAUCCUCCAGGAGAAAACCACAUCCAACAAGUGCACAACUGUCUGCUCCGAAGGAAGACUGCUGAACGUCAGAGCUUUCAACAUUUGGUAUUCAGAGGCCACUGUCGAUCUGAAUGACUUUCAGAACUUUUCAGCCUCAUCCUUUCAAGAUCACAACCAGCUGGAGGGAUGUAGAAAAGACACAACUAUAACUCAGACUGUUCAUCCACCGAGAUCAGCGAAGGGAACUGAGUUGAAAGGAGAGUAGGAGAGAAAGCAGUUUCCAUCUUCAUUAACACAACAGUAGCUGAAUAAAAGUUUUAAAACUUUGUUUGUUAUUUUAUUAUUUGAGCUGCCAAUAGAAAACUGAUGAUAAAUCAGCUGUGAACUCAUUUCAGGUUAUAAGACUUUUCUCAUUACAGAUGACUCUCUCCUUAGCUACAGAUUUUUUAGUUAUAUUUAUACAUUUACUUGUUUCGACUCUGAUGUAGGUACGUGAUGAGGGGAGAGUUCAGAGCAGCCAAAUUGACUGGAGAGGCUCUCCAGCAUUGAAGCUGGGUCAGCUCACACCAUUCUCCUGAAUACUGCUUUUCAAAUAUAGGGAUAGUAUUUUUAGCUACAUUAUUUAACAAUUUUGUUAUAUUUUUGAAAUACUUUUGUCCUGAAGUUAUUCACGGUCAGAAUUUUUAUUGAACGCUUUUUGAUUUUUUUUACUGCAGUUAUAUAAAACCCUGGUUAGACCACACUUGGAAUAUUAUGUCCAGUUCUAGUCACCUCAUUAUAGGAAGGAUGUAGGUGCUUUACAGAUGAUGCAGAGGAGAUUUACCAGGAUGUUGUUUUAUGAAGAGAGUUUGAGUGAGCUCAGGCUUUUCACACUGGAGAGGAGGAAGAGGAGAGGUGUACAAGGUAAUGAGAGGCAUAGAUAGAGAAGAUAGCCAGAGACUUUCCCCCAGGGCAGAAAUGGUUGUCACAAGGGGUCACAAGUUUAAGGUGAUUGGAGGAAGGCUGAGGGGAAAUAUCAGAAGUAGGUUCUUUACACAGAGAGUGGUGGGUGUGUGGAAUGCACUGCCAGCAUUGGUAAUAGAGUCAGAGACAUUAGGGAUAUUUAACAAACUGCUGGACAAGCACAUGGACGGCAAUAAAAUGAGGGGUGUGUUGAUCUUAGAUUAAGAUAAAUGCUUGGCACAUUGUGGGCCGAAGGGCCUGUACUGUACUAUUCUGUGUUCUAUGAAUUGGCAAUUUCUCAUGUAUUUAUUGCAUUAUCAGCAAAAUUGCUUCAGUUUAUGUCGAGAAGUUCAAUAAGAGACUUCCGUUAAGAUUAUAAGAUAAUAUUUCAAAUUUACAGCUACAUAGAUAAUGUGAACAGCUACUUCCCUCUCUAGGAAGUGCAAUGGUCAAGAGUAGAGAUGGAUAUUGUAGGUAGUUGGGACCUUCAGCUCUCCAUACCUUAUUUUUUAAGCAAGAGAAAAGAUAUGAGCCCUACUUCAGGUUUACUGUCUCAGUAAAUAACAAUGUCAUUGUAUUUUACUAAAUGUUGCAUUUUAAUUGAAGAUCAUUAAAGGGGUUCAGAAUGUAGACAGGCAAUGCUAUGCCAUCCAGUGUUGGUAAAGAAGAACUGCAAUGAUAUUUGGUAUGGCUGGUUCAAUGGACAUGUGCCUAAACCUCACCCACCCAAUUCAAAGUAAAACCUCACACACUGAGAAGACACUGAACGAAGGAAGUGGAGAGGGCUGUAUAUGUUGUGAAUAUAUUUCAGGGACUGGAAUGGUAAUAAAUGUAGUUUGUUUCACAGAAUAAUUAAUAACAUUACACUGAAUACAUUUUCCCUUAUAUACAGAAUAAUCAUUACAUUACUGAAUAUCACUUCUGCAAAAGCAAGAUAUGUGUUUUGCAAAGUGACUAAGAAAUUUUGUGUUCAUGAG
This is a messenger RNA of Hemiscyllium ocellatum (epaulette shark), 3594 nucleotides long. Its product is annotated as myotubularin-related protein 9-like. The coding region runs from base 76 to 1758 and encodes 560 amino acids. The transcript is spliced from 11 exons. The record is from RefSeq and is a predicted model, not a curated record. NCBI's taxonomy places the organism in Eukaryota, Metazoa, Chordata, Chondrichthyes, Orectolobiformes, Hemiscylliidae. Gene Ontology annotation, biological process: negative regulation of autophagy.